Cylicocyclus nassatus is the source of this 1020-nucleotide messenger RNA. The record is from the annotation of a GenBank genome assembly. Lineage: Eukaryota; Metazoa; Nematoda; Chromadorea; Rhabditida; Strongylidae.
AUGACAGCUCGAGACAGGGUUAACGAGACGGUCACAGUUGACGACGCUAUCUACUCCUGCGAGAUUGUGGAUGCGUUUAUGAAGCAUUUGAAGGAAGUGGACAAGGUAGCUGUAGCCGGACUGCAGUACCAGGAUUAUUAUGAUGCACAGUACAAACAUUUCAGCAGCAACGCAUCCGUAGACAUGCAGAUGUUGAACUAUCAGGAUCGACAUCAGGCUAGUUGUGCUUACGGAUACGUAAAGGUGAGACAAGUGGCUGAGCAAGAGAAAGUCUCAGAAGAGGAAAUCUCGAAUAGAGUGCGACAGGUCAAAAAAAUGUUCAAGGUUCCAAACUUGGAACGACGCAGAAAUUUGGCUGACUUGGAAGAGGAGUUUUUGGAAAUGGAUGACUACGACGAAGGUCUGAGAACUCAUACUGAAACUGAAGAAGUUGGCAUAGACCGAGAAGUUGCGGUGGGUGUAGGAGCUGAGUUAGAAGUAGUUGAUGAAAAUCCAAAACGACGACAAUCGCGUGUUACAAAAGUGAAGGCAUCGCCGAUAAAGCGUGCAAGAGUUUCACCAGCGUUGGAAGAAGUCCCAAAAGAUAGUGGUAAUGAUGAACCAGUCCAGCGCAUUGUCAUAGAUGAUGUGGACGAUUCCAACGAUGAGGACGACACUAUGCUUGCUUUACUUGCAAAACGAUUUGGCUCUGAUUUUCCAAGCAUGCAGUUACAAUAUCUGAACAACGUUCCCUACAUCGAUGUCGAUGGUUUAACACCACUUAAUACGUUGACCUCCCAUGGUUACAAGCGAGAAAUGCCUACUAUCAACGGACGAGGUGUUUACGCAAAAGUAAAUAUUGCUAAGUGGCUGUUGCCGAUUAUCGUGGCUAGCUAUCGUGGAAAAAAUGAAGAAGUAACCAAACCGUACUUGAACAAGCUAAACAAAGAGCAGCGCGAUAGAGUAGCCACCUAUUGGACGGGUAUGGUGGAGGCUGAUUGCAAAUACAUCGUACUUGCACAUUGUGAAUCCUACCUAUAA